Papilio machaon (common yellow swallowtail) is the source of this 864-nucleotide messenger RNA. Its product is annotated as histidine-rich glycoprotein. Bases 17 to 835 code for a protein of 272 amino acids. The transcript is spliced from 9 exons. The record is from RefSeq and is a predicted model, not a curated record. Gene Ontology annotation, cellular component: extracellular matrix. NCBI's taxonomy places the organism in Eukaryota, Metazoa, Arthropoda, Insecta, Lepidoptera, Papilionidae.
UAAAAAUAUAUUUAAAAUGUGUUCAAAGAUGGUGAUUUUAGUCUUCGCGUUGGUGAUGUUUGUGCAUACCCAAGCGUAUGAGCAUGCGUUUUCAUCUAAUCACAUAACACGUCACGACGGACAUCACCAUGAAGUUUCCCAUGGACAUGGCCAUCAUCAUGACUAUUACACUCAUCCUAAGUACGAGUUCGAAUACAAAGUGGAGGAUGGACACACGGGUGACAAAAAAUCGCAGCAUGAGCAUCGCGACGGGGAUGUAGUGAAGGGAGGCUAUUCUUUGCACCAGCCCGAUGGCUCUCACAGACAUGUACACUAUCAUGCUGAUGAUCAUUCAGGUUUCCACGCCGAUGUGAAAUACAGCACUCAUCAUGAAGAACUUAUUCAAGAAGAACAAGAUAUAAGUAUACUACAAACCUUAGAAGAACAACUAAGAACAAAGUUAACCAAAAUGUUUUCAAAGAUCUUCAUUUUGUCGGUCGCUCUGAUGACUAUCGCUAACGCGUAUGAUCACGCGUUUUCAUCUAAUCAUAUCUCUCGCCAUGACGGACAUCACCACGAAGUACACCAUGGGCAUGACCAUCAUCACGAUUAUUACACUCAUCCUAAGUAUGAGUUCGAGUACAAAAUAGAGGACCACCACACUGGAGAUAUUAAAUCGCAGCACGAGCACCGUGACGGCGACGUUGUGAAGGGUGGCUAUUCUCUGCACCAGCCCGACGGCUCUGUCAGACAUGUUGAAUACCACGGUGACGAUCACAGCGGCUUCCACGCCGAUGUGAAACACAGCACCCACCACAUUGUGCCCCAUCAUCAUCAUCAUCAUGAUCAUUACUAAAUUAUGUGAAUUAAAACAAAAUGUCUUAU